AUUGAUCGGUAUAUUGGCCGACUGCUGAGCCUCCGGGUCAGUGGACCAGACCUUCAUGCGGACCUACUAAGGAAUCUCCUCCCUGCCUUUUCUUUCCCCCGGACAGCCAUCGAUUGUCUCACGUCUCCAACUUUGGGACAGUGAAAGACCCAUACAUCACAAUAUCCGCAUAAGGAUGGCCAAAUCCGCCAGGCGUGGCCCCAAGGGUAAGGCCUCAGUUACGGCCUCCGCAACCUCCUCGGGAACCUCCACUCCCAGCUCGCAGAAUGGCCCCAUCCCUCCGUUUGUUCGAGCGCCGGAAUCUCUGGAACCGCUCCUCAAGUCGCUUUCUCCGCGCGAAGUCUACCUUAUUCACGUCGAUACCUGCCCAGUGGACAUUAAGAAACAAAUCUUCAUCGUGCCUUGUGCAAUCAAUGCUAUCGUCGUCGUUCUCCUCGCUCUCCGAAUCUACAUGGUCCGCAACAUGUAUCCCGCCAUGAUAGCAGCACUGAUCGGGAUGAACAACUCGAUGACGGUGGACACAUCGACAAUGGAUUGGACCGAAGUUUUCCGCUUCCUCUUCGGUGCGGUAAGGUGGCGCCGCAACAUCGGCUUCCGGCCACACGAGAUCAUUGUCCGGCGGAGCCAGCCUGACAUGACUCAGGGCCUCAAACGUGAUCGAUGGAUCCGCGAAGACAAGGAAACACGGGAUAGGAUCGUUGCGGCGGUUACGCCGGAGCGUAUCAGAAAGACGGGAUAUUUGCUUAUAGAUCAAGAUUUCGACCUCGAUUACGACGCCAUGAUUAAGGCUCACGAGAUGGUCGACAAUCGUGAAUCGGAUGACAAGGUCUCAUUGGACGAAUUCCGCACGGCAGUGUUGGUGAAUACAGAUGCCCAUGGCUGGCUGAUCUGGCAUGUAGGAGAUCAGAAUGAAAAGUUUAGCCCCGAUACUAGCGAUAUCCCAGCCGACCCGGCCCGAUCCGCCCAAAGAGAUCAGAUCUUGGUGUUCAAGGAAAAACUGACGGCCAUGGGCAAGGAGGACCUUUUCUACCGAUGGGUUGAGUUAGUCCAGUACGAGAGUACCCAGCCAGGCGGGUUCACGCCGGAAAGGCAACAGUCCGCCAUGCUUCAGGUCAAGCAUCUCUUCGAAGAAAACGACGUCGAUUUCUCCAAGUUCUGGGAGGAUGUGGGUGGGCUGGAGGAGUUCACCGAGCAGCUUGAUUAGACACUGCAUCUCUCCUUCAUGAAGGCAUUUUUCUUCGCUUCGAUCUCUGUCUAUCCAACCUAUUGCAGAGAACCUUGAGGAUGCCAGGCGUUCAAAGUCGCUCGAAGCGUCCGUCGACUCACCUCUUCGGAUUCGCUUCCUCCGCUGGUGAGACAAGCCGAAUGUUGGGUGCCAGCCUGCUUAUACGCCUAUAAUGCUCCGGCAGACGCCAACAAGAUUGCCAGCUAGAACGCCGGCGAGGACGACAC
Messenger RNA from Aspergillus welwitschiae, 1452 nucleotides. RefSeq lists its product as uncharacterized. Bases 176 to 1204 code for a protein of 342 amino acids. Lineage: Eukaryota; Fungi; Ascomycota; Eurotiomycetes; Eurotiales; Aspergillaceae. The record is from RefSeq and is a predicted model, not a curated record. The transcript has a single exon.